Molecule: messenger RNA, 1401 nt
Organism: Diplodia corticola
Lineage: Eukaryota; Fungi; Ascomycota; Dothideomycetes; Botryosphaeriales; Botryosphaeriaceae
Product: membrane dipeptidase
Exons: 4
Coding region: 1-1401 (466 amino acids)
Biological process (GO): proteolysis
Molecular function (GO): metallodipeptidase activity
Source: RefSeq, a predicted model, not a curated record
AUGCGCUUCGACACCAAGGACCCCGACGCCGUUGCUUACCAGAAGCGGCUUGCGCUGCGCCGCGCAGCUCGGUCGCCCGGCAGCAUCAUCUUCAACUUUGUUGUCUUCCCCGUCUUCGUUCUCGUCACGCUGUGGAGCUAUGUGCACUAUGACCUCCGAUGCCUUGGCCAGGACUGCACGUCCAUCGAGUACCGCGCUGCAAAAAUCCUCAAAGAGAACCCGCUGAUUGACGGCCACAAUGACUUGAUGAUUAUGAUGAGAUACCUGUACGGCAACCGCAUCAACUCUGGCAACUUCUCCGACAGGUUCGAGAACGGCCGUCUGGAAUACCACACGGAUGUGCCGCGCAUCGAGCAAGGUCUGAGCAGCGGUGCCUUCUGGAGCGCUUUCCUGCCGUGCCCUUCCAACGCCUCCGACUUUUCCGACGAGGCGUAUGCUCCGAUCGUCAAGGCGACGCUUGAGCAGCUUGAUUUGUAUCACCGUCUCGCCGCCAAAUACCCCAAAUACUUCACCCCCACUCCUGAUAGCGCCUCUGCCCUCCGUGCCUUCCAAGACGGCCGCUACAUCGCCCCGGUCAUCAUCGAAGGCCUUCACCAGAUCGGUAACUCCAUCCCCACGCUCCGUCUUUUCCAUCAGCUCGGCGUGCGCUACGCCACUCUGACCUGGAACUGCCACAACAUCUAUGCCGACGCCGCCGUCGUCACCAACGAGAAGGGCCAGAGCGUCCGCAGCUCCCCGCACUGGGGCGGCCUUUCCGCUGCCGGCCGCGACCUGAUCGAGGAGAUGAACCGCAUGGGCAUGAUCGUCGACCUGGCCCACGUCAGCCCCGACACCAUGCGCGACGUCCUGGCCGGCUCUGAGGAUGGCAGCUGGGGCGGCAGCAUCGCACCGCCGAUUUUCUCGCACAGUUCCGCCUAUGCCCUCUGCCCGCACCCGCGCAACGUACCCGACGACAUCCUGCACCUGGUCAAGAAGCGCAACUCCAUCGUCAUGGUCAACUUCAACCCGGGCUUCAUCUCUUGCACCGAGUCUGAUUCCGGCACCGGCAUCCCGGACUUGUACGAGCCGAACGUCACGCUUUCGCAGGUCGUCAGGCACAUCAAGCACGUCGGCGAGCUGAUUGGGUACGACCACGUCGGCCUUGGCACGGAUUUCGACGGCAUCGAAGGCACGCCCAGGGGCCUCGAGGACGUGAGCAAGUUCCCCGACCUGGUCGCUGCGCUGCUGGAAGAAGGCAUCAGUGACGAGGAUGCGGGCAAGAUUGUGGGCAGGAAUUUGCUGAGGGUGUGGGCCGAAGUCGAUCGGGUCGCGGACAAGUUACAGAAGGAAAGGCCGCCGCUUGAGGACGGCGUCUCGGAUUUCGCAACCUCUGAUGCGGCUGACGGUACGGGUGUGUUGUGA